Molecule: messenger RNA, 1314 nt
Organism: Aspergillus niger
Lineage: Eukaryota; Fungi; Ascomycota; Eurotiomycetes; Eurotiales; Aspergillaceae
Exons: 4
Coding region: 1-1314 (437 amino acids)
Biological process (GO): polyketide metabolic process
Source: RefSeq, a predicted model, not a curated record
AUGGACCGUCUCCGCCAACACCUCCGUCGUCGCCGAAGCAGCUCCGCCGGAACAACCCCUUCCAACAGUCACGGUACACCACUACAAUCUCCCCCAUCAGCCAAUGACAAGCACAGUCGUCGUCGCGAAGCAGAAGCCUCUCCCCCGCGCAGACUUUACCUGACCUCCGAUACUCCCGACUUCGACGCGGGGAUCCUAUCGCGCUACCGCGCUGAGGGAUUCGACGUCGAGUAUAUCCCUUUCCGGGGAUCAUACAACAAACCCGCUCACCUCCUCCUCGAAUCCCAUCACCAACCACUAACAGCCACAAAUCCAUUCCCAAGGCUUUGUGCCCUGGUGGCUUAUUACCCCGAUGGACCCAUCACCUCCACCACCAACACCAACAAUAACCUCAUCAGUACAUCCCCAGACACUGCUCGUGGAACAGGAAGUACAUCCUCAACAACGACACCUACAACCUACCCCCCCUCCAUCCCUCUCCUCUGUAUCCAGAUCCACCUCGCCGGUCCUUCCACAACCACCUCUUCAAUAGCAGAUAACCUCCUCAACAACACCAACAACCACCCCCGAAAACGCCAUCGCUGCCACGUCUUCACCUACCCCGAGUCCUCUCCCCGGUUUGCCGAGCCUUCUUCAUCGAACUAUGACAAGCUCUCCGCACGACUAGCAUGGUCCCGCGCCCUCGAGACCCUAAAGCGCGGCUUCGGAUGGCCCGCGACUAAAUGGCGAGUCCCGGAUGUGGAGAGCGUGUGGGAGGAGUAUUGGCGAUGCUUAUCUGCUUCUGGAGAAGGGGGCGGCGGUGGUGGUGGUAGUAGUGAGAGAGAUGAAGAAGACGAGCGCAGCCACCGCGCCGCAGAACUAGUAGGGUUAAUGGUGGGGAGUGGAAUGGGGACGGAGACAGAGACAUGCACGAUUGAAGAGUCGCCGGUCGUGGUGUGUGUGCCUACUUGUGCUGGUGGAACAACACCAUCCACCAUAACAAAAUUCUACACCAACAGCCACUUCCUCUCUCCCUCUCCCUCUAACCAAGCCAUCCGUCUCCUCUCCCGUACUACAGGGCCUGAUCGCAUCGUUGAUGAACUCCUCCUAACCUUCACGCAUGAUCGUGCCAUUCCCUGGUUACUGCCGAAUCUGCCCCCAACGGGGAAGGAGGUUAAAGUGGCGUUGGUGCUGGUGGCCAGUUUCACGGCGGGAAAGGUCGCCCGCGUGCAUGCUUAUUGGGAUCAGGCUAGUGUGUUGGUGCAGGUGGGGGUGUUGAAUCGAGAUCAUUUGCCGGUUGUUGGGGCCGAGGGGGUGGAUAUGGUUAUUUCUUAG